This is a messenger RNA of Zerene cesonia (dogface butterfly), 6388 nucleotides long. RefSeq names its product protein TANC2 (gene rols). The transcript has 18 exons. Lineage: Eukaryota; Metazoa; Arthropoda; Insecta; Lepidoptera; Pieridae. The coding region runs from base 226 to 4842 and encodes 1538 amino acids. The record is from RefSeq and is a predicted model, not a curated record. Gene Ontology annotation, molecular function: protein binding.
GGGAAGGGUGGGUGAGUCAGUGUGUGCCGGCGCGUGCGCAGACUCGCAUGAAAUUCAGUGGUUGUGUUGGAUCGUGAUGUGUAGUGGUUUUUGUGUUUGGUGGGUUUUAUGAUACGAAUCCACAGCAAUGCCGUAGUCAGCUACUAUACCUCAACGUGGAACCAAUCGAACGAAUAAUUCCAAAUGCCCAGUCAUAUAAUAGUUCCUACUAGAUAGUGUAAUAAAAUGUAUAAUUCAAACGAAUUCCUGCAUAGCGCCGGUGUAAGCCGGCACAUGCAAGCUACAGGCGAGGCGCCUUCUCAAAAAACUAGCAUGAAACGGCGUUCUUGCGAAGUGCCUUUAGGCGACAUAGCAUCAAAUAACUUUAAAGUCUCAUUAGGCGACAUAACAAAUGACGGUCCAAAUUAUGACUGCCGCUCGCUGCGAUCCAUCAAAUCAGAGGACACACGAUCCUUGAGAUAUUACCGGCCCAUAGAUAGUAGGAGCGUAAAGAAUUUUCGCUCGUCUCUGGCCGAUAUAUCCACGCAAUCGCUGUCAAGGCCGCCUAGUUACGACCAGCUGUCAAGGCGAUCUAUAUUGGACCCUUCUGACGGUCAGGCAUUCACGUCCAGCAUAGAGGGAGUGCUGUGGUCUGAUGAAGAAGAAACUGAAUACUUCUACCACGAGAACAUAACGUCUGCUUGGAAUCAAGAUCUCGCGGCGUUACGGCAACUACUGGAGAGCGAAACCGGAGGCACAACUUGUCCCAGCUGUAACAUGCCCUUUGAUAAGGGCAAAAAGAGAAAGUUGAUUGACACUUGCGGACAUGAGCGGUGCUACGCUUGCAUGUUUAGGAACGAAUCUUGUCCUAUAUGCGCGAGGAAGUGCCAGAGGAAAGUGAUGGAGAGAUACACGCCAUCCCCGCAGAGGCUUGUGGAGCCGGAGUGGCAGUCGCCGCUGCGCCUCCCCAAGCCUCCGAAGCAGAGUCUUGCGCAGAGCUGCCCUACACCACCUCACACUAGAAGAAGAUUCUUCCUAAGUCCCAAGUCCUUGCGCAGCCCGUUCGGGCAACGCACGAGGCAUUCACACGAAAAUCACGUGCCUUUAUCAGGGUUGCCAGAAGAAGGGCCCAGGAGCGCGGCGUGGCCAAGCCUCGUGUUCAAUAAAAUAAGAUCUCUGUGGUCCGCACACUCUUCCGUGCCGCAGGGACUGAAUCAAUUGACAGAUGACGAAGGGGGUCAUAUCAAGCAAGGAUACGAGUCAAGACGUCAAAAUGACUUGUACAUGCGGCUUGGAUUGUUACUCGGGGAGCGACGGGGGUCCAGAAACAAAUCUAGGGAUAGUUGUACGUCCCUUGCCUCCCUGGAUGCCCAUACCCUUGCGUCGCAUAACACUAGUCCGGUGUCAACCCUAACCGGGUCAUCAGAAGUGGACGCGGCCACUCCCCUCGGCAGGGACUCCCUCGGGUCUCUUGCGUCUAUGUCCCUAUCAGCUGCCAGUAAUUGCUCUUCAUCUAGUCCGGGCAGUAGAAGACAUUCCGUCACAACUCUACAGAAUGGACGCGAGGAGCUAACUCGCAUGUCAUCUGGUUUCUUUAAAACUAGAAAGACUGCAGCACGUCGGUCCGCCAGAGUUAGCAGCAAAGCAUCUUCUACCUCUUCUGAACUUAAAAAGGUUCAUCCUGCACCACAACUAACAUUACGACCGUUGUUCUUCGAAGUGCCUUCUACAGAUGACACGACCACAUUCUCUGGGAGGCAGUGGCUCAUGAGAGAUAUGGAGAAGGCACUCGAAUCUAGCGCUUCAGGCAUACUGAUCUCAGGAUGUCCUGGAACCGGUAAAACAGCAUUAAUACUGCAACUAGUUGAAUACUCCUGCUUCGGUCGCAAGAGGAAUUUCGAAUACGAAGAAUUAAGGGAACAGUCGGAUAUUAGAGAAAUGCUGCCGGAAGAGAUAGCCGCAGGGAUGGUCACACAGCUAGCAUCGCAAGUUGUAGCUUAUCAUUUCUGUCAGGCUGACAAUAAUAGUACAUGCUUAGUAGGCGAAUUUGUACAUUCCUUAGCGGCUCAACUUUGCCAAGCGCCCAGACUUCAAGCUUACAGAGAAUACUUACUUAGCGAAGCACAUCUUUUAGCCUGCCUUUCAUUAAAAGAAUGUAUCGCAGACCCAGAUCUAGCUUUCGUUAGGGGAAUUAUUGAACCUCUCACUAUUCUGCGAAAAAAUGGCAGCAUAGAUUCCACUAAUAGCAUCAUACUUGUCGAUGGUUUAUGUGAAGCGGAGUACCAUAGACCGGAUCACGGUUACACGAUUGCUUCUUUCCUCUCCCGACAUGUCCCUGAAAUGCCGUCAUGGCUCAAAAUUGUCGCAACUAUAAGAACACAAUUUUUGGAGCUUACAAAACAAUUGCCGUAUACAAGAAUAAGUUUAGACGAAUCCGAUAAUGUUAAUAAGGAUUUGCUGGAAUAUUUUAACGCAAGAGUUCAAGCUGCACCAAUCAUAGAGACAAAUGUCAAGAGCUCGACAGGAAAGUCGGAAGGAGUCCACAAUCCAGUUAUGAAAUUCGCUCAAUACGUCCUCCAUUUGAGUCAAGGCUCCUUCUUAUUUCUGAAACUCGUCCUAGAUCUUUUAGAACAAAGCCAUAUUGUCAUCAAAUCCACAAAUUACAAAGUCGUUCCAAUAUCGCUUGCGCAAAUAUUUCUUUUGCAGUUUAAUUUGCGAUUCCCCACCGUCCAGUCCUUUGAGAAGGUCACCCACAUUUUAAGCGUUUGCCUCGCUGCGUUAUACCCCCUCACAUUAGUAGAAAUAUACUAUUCGGUAAAUUCAUUGUUAGUCGACACUUUCCUACCCUGGGAAGAAUUCUGCCACAGAUUCGAAAGUCUAUCGGAUUUUCUCGUGAAGCGUAUCGACAAUACAUACAUGUUCUUCCAUCCUUCCUUUAGGGAAUGGCUUAUACGUCGAGAUGAUAAUGAGAGCUCUAAAUUCCUCUGCGACUUAAGAGCUGGACAUUGCGGCAUCGCAUUUCGCUUAUCGAGGGUUCAAGCACCGCUAGACUCAGAAAAAUCUAUGGAACUCGGUCACCAUAUUUUGAAAGCCCAUAUGUAUAGAAAUCUUGGUCCAGCGCAGUUAGGAUUAUGCCCGAGAGAUUUGCAGGCCACAAUGGUCGCAACUAGUGCCGCCAAUGUUGGUGAAGCGAUAGCCAACUUGAGAAAUAUUUAUACGCCAAAUGUCAAGGUAUCCAGACUAAUGCUAUUGGCUGGGGGUUCACCCAAUCAAAUAACGACAUGUCUCGGAAAUGCUCCAUUGCUCUGUAUGUAUGCGUAUCAGGGGAUUAUAGCAAUGGUCGGGUUGUUGAUUGAGUUUGGAGCUGAUUUGGAAAUGACUAACUCUCAAGGAUGCACGGCGCUAUCUUUGGCGUGUCAGAGAGGACACACUGAUGUUGCGAGGAUGCUUAUUGCCUCAGGUGCUUCACUAAGCCACACAGACACAGCAGAACAAACGCCCUUAGUCCACGCUGCGAAAAACGGUCACAGGGAUACAGUAAUCUACCUCCUGGGUUGCCAGACCGGCAAGGACGAUAGAAACUCUAUAGAAAUAGAUGAUAGCAACAUUGAACAAUUGGUGCCCGGUGCGAGGCAUGCGUUGAUUGCCGCCGCGCAGAAUGGACAUUUAGAUAUUGUGGAGUAUCUGCUUGAUACUGCUGAGCUGAUUCCCGACGGUAUCUGCCCAGUCACCGGCGAGACAGCUCUAACUGCAGCGUGUUCCACCGGCCAUGCCGCCAUUGCUGAUGCGUUACUUAUACGAGGGGCGACACCCUAUUCUCUAAACGCGCGACAGAUGUCACCACUCGCAUUGGCCAGUAAAAACGGGAGGACGGCGCUAGUAUUGCGACUUUUGGACUCUGGUGCGGAUGUAGCUGGGUCGGGAGGGAAGAAUCCACUCAUAUUGGCCGCGGCGGAGGGGCAUGCGGAUGUUCUAGAAAUGCUAUUAGCGCACGGCGCGGACGCAUCGGCGUGCGACGCGGACGGCGUGUGCGCGCUCGGCUGGGCCGCGCUGCGCUCGCGCCUCGCCGCCGUCACCGCGCUGCUCGAUAAGGGCGCUUUUAUCGACCAACCAGAUGGCAACGGUCGUACGCCUCUCGGCCUCGCGUGCGGAGGACCGGCGGACCUGGUCGAGGUGCUGCUGGAACGCGGCGCCUCGCUGGAGAAGGUCGACCACAGCGGCCUUAGGCCCUUGGACAGAGCAAUCGGACAGAGGAACGUUGCUGUGGUGAAUUGUUUUUUGAGGAAAGGAGCGAAACUUGGACCCACGACAUGGGUUAUGGCAUCAGGCAAACCAGAAUUUAUGCUAAUCCUCCUAAACAAGCUCCUAGAGGACGGCAACCUGCUGUACCGCAAAAAUAGACCUUCCGAAGCUGCACAUAGGUACCAAUAUGCUUUGAAGAAGAUCAACCCGCUAAUAAGCGACGAGGGACUCACCACACCCGGCUCUCAGCCCGUUCCGCACGAACACGUGGCUGCGUUCGUGCAACUUAAAACUAACUUGUUACUUAACUUGUCAAGGUGUAAGCGGAAACUUAAUGAACCCUCAGAAGCCCUGGACCUAGCCGCCCGCGCGUCAGUACUACGACCGAACGCGUUCGAAUGCGCAUACGCAAUGUCCCGCGCGAUCCUUGCUCUCAACAAACCCGCAGACGCUUUGCCACACGCCCGCCGCGCCUUGCUGCUAGCGCCACCUACCGACCUCUCUGCGGCUAGAACGUUGAAGGCAUUGCAACAGGAAAUAUUGUCCAGAAUGAACACAACACACAAUUUAGAAACGCGGUCCAUGCGGAACUAUGAUAGCAUCAGUUUGAACAUGCCUUAAUUGGCUGAUUUAUGCGGUUUGUGUGUGCCUUUAUACGUUUGACGUUUUUGUUGAAAUAAUAUGUAACUGUGUAACUAUCAGUUUGGUUGAGCUGUAGUAUCUGUUUGUAGUCGCCUUAAUAAAGUUUUAUUCGUGAGAAGUGGCUCUAUUCUAAAUUCGAAAUUGGAACACUUUUAUACUGAAUUUGAAAUUAUGAAAUUUAUGAUAGUACAAAAUGACAGAGCUAUUAUGAACAGAAUAUUAAUUUUAACUUCGAACGCUUAAAUUAUAGCGUUUAUUAUAUUAUAAGCUAAAGAAAAAUUUAAAAUCGAAACGAAAAAAGCGAUAUGAAAUAACGUGUGCCAGGCAUACGAUAAUUUAUCUACUAAAAAUCUUUGCAUUGUUCUGAUUAACUUUGGCGCAAAUAGUAAUUUGUAACAUUUCUUAACUAUCACUUAAAUAAAAAUAGAAAGUAACGAUGUAAUAAAAUAAACUUAAAUAUACUGUAAUUUUAGCGUUUGUACAAUUUCAGUUAUGUUUGUGGUAAUUUUAUUAUUAUCUUUAGUUUGUUGUCUAUGUUCAUUUAAAUGUAAUCUAUGUAUCCAAGCAACAAUUGUCAAAUCAUUUUACGAAAAUGUUAUAUACAAAUUGCAAAUUGACUUGUCAUCAUACUAUGUAGUAAUUUAUGACUUAUUUUGGUUCGAAAGCCAUUCUAUUUUAAAUACAUUUUUGUAUGUCUUAUAUUUAUAUUUUACAGAGUGCUGGCUCAUACUUAGCAUAGUUUGAUAGUUUUUGUGUUUUGAAUAUUAUUACAGAAUCGCCUUAGCUUAGUCUUGUAUGUGAUCAAAUGACAUUUAUGUAAAUAAGUAUUUUUCCUAUUAAAAUUGUAUUACAUAUAAUGUACAGUUUUAAAAUUUAGCUAAUAAGUACUCGAAUAUAUUUUCGCUUGCCAUUUAUUAUUCGAUGCUUUAAAAUUUGAUGCAAUAAACAAUUUUAGUUUUGGAAAAUGACGGUAGUUUCAAAUUUACUUAUUUUUAAAUGAAUUGUUGUUAUUUAAAUAUACAUUUGAGUAAAACUCGCGUGCCUAUUGUCUUGCUAUAUCUUUAUUUAUUUAAAAUUACAGUUCAUAACAGAUUUUAUGGACACUGAAAAAAAAAAUCGAAAAAUUUCGAAAUUUAAAUUAUAUGUUAUUGGUAUAUAGCGAAAAAAAUAACAGCGUUCAUAAAGUUUGAAAGCGAACUAUUACUACUUAAGUUUGUAACAAUGUAUGCUUGAUGACAUUGUCUGUGGUACUGUAAAAUAUUUUGUUUUUAAAGUGUUUGAUAUUUAUAUCUUAAUGAAUUUACAUAUAUUAUCGAGCUAUUUAUCCUCUGUAUUAGAUGGAAUGUCAAAAUUAACGUCGCUUCAUUAUCAAUUUCAUAUUGGACAAUUUAAAGACUGACAAAUUUGGAUGUAGACCCCAUAACGAAUUGUAUUGAAGCUGUAGACUUGUAAGAUUUUGUUAAGUACAAUAGUUUCUGUGAUUACAGAAAUAAUUAUUAUGAAUAUAUUUUACACAUUGCUUCGA